Penicillium paradoxum is the source of this 882-nucleotide messenger RNA. RefSeq names its product transcription factor TFIIE subunit TFA2. The record is from RefSeq and is a predicted model, not a curated record. Gene Ontology annotation, biological process: transcription initiation at RNA polymerase II promoter. Lineage: Eukaryota; Fungi; Ascomycota; Eurotiomycetes; Eurotiales; Aspergillaceae. The transcript has a single exon. Gene Ontology annotation, cellular component: transcription factor TFIIE complex. The coding region runs from base 1 to 882 and encodes 293 amino acids.
AUGUCGUACCUCCAAAACCAGCUUAAAAACUUCAACGCCAGUGUCGUGGAGUCGGCAAACCGCAUGCCUCAGCAGCGACGAGUGGUGCAUAACCAACCGAUCUCUGGCAGCAGUUCCCAAGUUCCAUCAUCCGCACCGACCCCAUCCUCCUCCGGCGAGAUCAAAAAGAAGCGCCAUGAUCCCGAUAUUGUCUACUCCCAGCCGGCCAACACCGGUACGGGCAAAGAUAUCAUGACGCAGGUGCUGUUUGCGAUCGAGCACAUGAAGAACAAGAACGUGCCGCUCAGGUUCUCGGAUAUCAUCUCAUAUCUCUCGCUGCAACACCGUGCCCAUGACCAGGGCUACGUGCAGGCUCUUCGUAGUAUCCUGCAGAUGCACGAGAAGGUUGAGUUUGAUCCAAGUGGCGCGAACGGCCAGGGUACAUUCAGAUUUCGCCCACCUCACAACAUUCGCAACUCGGAGCAACUCCUGAAACACCUCCAAACGCAGAAAACUGCGGCAGGGAUGAGUGUGCGCGAACUCCGCGAGGGCUGGCCCAACGUCGAAGAGGAAAUCAACCAGAUGGAGAAGGAAGGAAAGCUGCUUGUGACUCGAAACAAGAAGGACGAUCACCCGAAGAUGGUGUGGCCCAACGAUCCAUCUCUAAUCGAACACUUUGACGAUGAGUUCAAGCAGAUCUGGGACAAGAUCAAGGUCCCCGAUGCGAAUAUUGUGAAGGAAGAACUGGAAAAAUUCGGUAUCACGCCCACCAACAAGAACAAGGUGGUUGGUCCCCGAGUUGUGCAGGUGUCCAAGAAGGCCAAGAAGCCUCGCCGAAGUGGCAAGACUACCAACACUCAUAUGACGGCUAUUCUCAGGGACUACUCGCAUCUCAAACGGUAA